This is a messenger RNA of Rotaria socialis, 1521 nucleotides long. NCBI's taxonomy places the organism in Eukaryota, Metazoa, Rotifera, Eurotatoria, Philodinida, Philodinidae. The record is from the annotation of a GenBank genome assembly.
AUGUCCACCUGUGAACCAGUAUCAUUAAGAGAAAUGAAUCAGCUUAUGUUGAAUUUGCCCGACCUCCAACAUCUUGAACUAGUUACAAAAGGACUUCUGGAUAUGACUGACGGACAAUCAUGGGAAGAAAUGGCUCAUUCACUGCUAACAUUCAACUUCAAAAUUUCUGUAUGUAUGGAUUGGAUCGAAGAUAUUGUCGAAUCCUUUCGUACACCAUUUUGGCUUGAAGAAAAACGAUGGUUUGUAGCUUGUACAUGGGAUGGUUUGUAUUCGGUGCCAUAUUUUUCUGAUGUUUGUACUAAUACAUCUUUUCGACCGCCUCUAUAUUCAUCAGUAACUGACAAAGCACUUUUCUGUGAUCAUAUUAAUCAUUUUAUUCUUAAUGAAUCACCAAAGCAAAUCAGAUAUUACUUUCGUCAUAUGAAGAAGUUAGAAAUUGCAAGUUCUGAAUCACUGGAAAUGUUAUCAGUAUUCAUCGAUAUGAAUUCGAUAGAAUGUUUGGUAGUAUCUACUUUGAUUGAACUUUCAAAAAUUCUAUGGAUGUUUCAACUUAUGCCCCGUCUAAAGACGCUAUCAAUUAACACUCAAGUUUCAUAUUUUCUUCAAGAAUCUCAUAAAAUACGUUUGGAAUGUAUUGAAAAUCUUGAAAUCAAUGAUCCACUGCUCAAUAAUGAUUAUUAUGUUGUCGAGCAAUUAUGCCAGACUUUUCCUUGUGUAGAAACUUUGUGUAUAUCAUCGCUCAAAUGGGCAGAAUUAAUACCCCGUGUCAUUGAACGACUGAAGAACCUGUCAAACGUUACAAUCUAUUUCGAGAAAUUGGCUUCGCCCCAACAGCCGAAUCAACUACAAGAAAUCGGCACACGAUAUAUACAAACAAUUGCUGAUGAAGCGCGACAUCUAAAACAUGCAACGUACUCGGACCGACACUACUGGAGUUCAGAUGAGAAUCAAACUUCGUGGUUUUGUUAUCAUUGUUGGAUACAAAGAAAAGUACCAGAGGCAUUCUACCAAAAGCAUUGGCCACUCCAAAGAGGAUAUAACUACUACCGAAUAGAUCACUUUUUACAACGUAACUUUUUUCUAAAAUUAUUACGGCCAUUUGUCUUCCAGCCAUCACUGGAAUUCUCAGUAUGUUAUGCGAUGUUAAGCCCAUUUGGCCGAUGGUACGCUCCAUUGAUUCAAUUCGUGGUUUUAGUUCUGUGUAGCCUAAUCCCUGGUUCUUACAUUGAUCUAUUUUCAAUAAAUGUAGCGCAGCUAUUAGGAAUGUACCUCGGCGGAUUGGUCGAUUACACCGACAGGUUAAAGCUUGUAGAAAUUUCGGACGCGGAAUAUUUUCAUUUUGAAAAAUCACGCGUAACAGAAUUGCUCUAUGAUUCACCACCAGUCACAAGAACCUUGCCUGAAGUAAGCUUGGUUGUAGUAUUAAGAGAACGUGUUGCUGCUAGCGUCGCUGAAGGAGUUCAUUGUCCCGUCAGUGGAUCGUAUAUUUCCGAAUUAUCUAAAUUACCCGUAUAUCAGUAG